Messenger RNA from Carassius auratus (goldfish), 2853 nucleotides. RefSeq names its product opsin-3-like. Gene Ontology annotation, cellular component: membrane. The record is from RefSeq and is a predicted model, not a curated record. The transcript has 4 exons. Bases 727 to 1578 code for a protein of 283 amino acids. NCBI's taxonomy places the organism in Eukaryota, Metazoa, Chordata, Actinopteri, Cypriniformes, Cyprinidae. Gene Ontology annotation, biological process: G protein-coupled receptor signaling pathway; visual perception. Gene Ontology annotation, molecular function: G protein-coupled receptor activity.
GCAACAUUGGACUGAUAAUUUUUUAAUCAACACAAAAACUUGUCAUUUUAUGUAAACCUGUUUUUAAUAAAUAGUAUAUGGUUUAUUAUAGUUUAUGCAUGAUGAUGAUCAAAUAUAUUGUAUUUAAAUUGUGAGACUAACCCCCACCCCCACCAAAAAAAAAAAAAAAAAAAAAAAAAAAAAAGAAAAGAAGAAGAGUCUAUGGUGGGGAGCCCUUAUAAGACUUGAUUCAAUUCUGGUAUAGAAUCUAGGGUGCAAAAAAAAAAAAAAGCAUUCUCCACGAGAUAAACGUUUUACCAAUCUUUUAAUAUGUCGUGCGACAGAACAGAGACGGAGCAGCUGCGCUGCAGAGGUUUUGUCCUCUUAACCUGGAUGUUGCGCCCAGAAGAGCAGACGGACUUUGACGUCGGCUAAGAAGGAGGUACACUAACAUCAACACAGACAGUUACAGCGCAUAUAAGAUUGUAAUCACCACACGGUGGAGCAAAGGGACGCAAACUUUAUUCCCACAUUUGAACCGAUGAACCGAGCAACAAAGUUCAGCAAUUGAAGAAAAAAAAAAAAAUCUUCCUGCAUAUCAUCCAACACUUAAACUCUACUGCAAAUAACUGUCCUCUCUAUGGAUCGCAGUCUCUUGUCAAAAUGCCACAGCACAUUAAAUGUUUUGCUUUCCCCCAGAAAACAAUGCAGUGACAUUUGUUCAAUGUGCGCUCAGAACGGAUUGCGAUGAUUGCGUCCAACUUGAGUGUGAUCAGUUGCAGGAGGGCGAACAGCGCGCUGUGCCUCAGUGCAGUGGAGGAACAUUUGGAGGCGUCCUCCUCCUAUCGCAACCUCAGUCCAACCGGCCACCUGCUCGUGGCUGUGACCUUGGGCUUCAUCGGCGCUUUCGGAUUCCUCAACAACCUUCUGGUUCUCGUGCUCUUCUGCCGCUACAAGAUUCUGCGGUCCCCCAUCAACUUUUUGCUGGUGAAUAUUUGCUUGAGCGAUCUCCUGGUAUGCGUGUUGGGCACGCCGUUCAGCUUUGCGGCGAGCACUCAAGGGCGAUGGCUCAUCGGUGACACUGGAUGUGUGUGGUACGGCUUUGCCAACUCGUUGUUAGGCAUUGUGUCACUUAUCUCUCUGGCCGUGCUAUCAUACGAACGGUACUGUACAAUGAUGGGCUCCACUGAGGCUGAUGCCACCAACUAUAGGAAGGUGGCCGGUGGGGUAGUGAUGUCCUGGGUCUACUCUCUAAUCUGGACUGUGCCCCCUCUUUUUGGUUGGAGCCGCUAUGGCCCAGAAGGCCCCGGGACCACCUGCUCUGUAGACUGGACAACAAAGACAGCCAAUAACAUCUCUUACAUCAUUUGUCUUUUUAUUUUUUGCCUUAUUGUCCCCUUCCUGGUCAUUGUCUUCUGCUAUGGUAAACUGCUGCAUGCCAUUAAACAGACAGAAGACCAUUUUCCAGUUGUACACAACUCUGUAAGUUGUUUCCUUGUCAGACCUGCAUUUAGGUUUUGUUGUGUAGCUCUCCAUGCCCUAGUUUCUCCCUCGUGUUUCAUUGUGCCCUUAUUUGGUUCUUCCCGUUCCUGCUCCUAGUGUGUUUCAUUUGUCUCAGUCCACUCCAGUGUUCGUUUGGGCCCCUGGUUCCACCACAGUGUGAGCUCCAGCCCCUGAGUCCGCUCCAGUGUCAGUUCCAGUCCCCGACCAAAGUUGAGAGAUGGCUCUAGCCCCCAACCCGAGUCGAGAGAGAGCUCCUGUUUCCACGUCCAGCCCGGAGAGGGCUUCUGUUCCAACGUCCAGCCCACAGAGAGACUCUGUUCCCAGGUCAGGCCUAGGGAGGGCUCCAGUGCCUAAAUCCAGCCCAGAGAGGGCUCCUGUUUCCACGUUUGGACCAGGGAGAGCCACAGUUCCAGAGUUAAGCGCAGGGAGGCCUGUUGUUCCCAUGUGUGGCCCACAGGGGCCUCAGAUCCUGAGUCAAGCCCAGAGCCGGUUCCAGGCAGGGAACCCAAGAUUUUCCCAAGGAAUUUUUUUUUUUUCUGGGAAGGCUAUAUGGCUUGGGCAGUAGGGGCGGGGCCUAGUGCUAAUGCAAUCCCACCAUGGCCACCUGAGCUCCCUGCUUUGCCUUGGCCCCCCGAACCGUCUGCUUCGCCAUGGCCCCCUGAAUGGCCUGCUCCGUCAUAGCCCCCUGAACUGUCUGCUCUGCCAUGGCUAGCCGAGCCACCUGCUCCGCCAUGGUACCCUGAACUGCCUGAUCUGCCAUUGCACCUGGAACUGCCUGAUCCACCAAUGGCACUCUGAAUAGACUGAUUCGAUAUGGGUCCCAGAUCUGGUACCACUCUGUAGGCCUUCCAUCCCAUGUAAGCCUGACCCCAUUUGGUUCUUCAUGUUCUUGCUUCUAGUGAGUUUCAUUUUUCUCGGGUGUGUCUCGUUAUCCCCUUGUUAAGUUGUGUAUUUAAAGAGUGUUCGGUUCCUGGUUUCCUCAUUCUGUUUCUUACAUCAUUCUGUGACUCCUGCAUUCCUGAUGUUCCAGGCUUUUGGUUAUUAAAGUCUGUUUAAAUUUAUUUCUAUGUCUCCUCAUCUCCUCCCACCCUGCUCCUCAGGAGUGUGACAGUUCUGUAUUGGCAAAACAAUUAACAGCCAUCAAGGUAUUAGCACCACAAACAUCCCAUAAAUCCCAUCACAUUUUUGAGGGCCUUAACAUGCUCCAAAACUCAUGAAACUGCACACGUGUCAGAACUGGCAAAAAUGUACAUCUAAUAUGGGUUUUAGAAGUGGUAAUGGAAGAAUGGCUCAACAGUGCCACAUAUACACAUUCAAUGGAGUGUGCCUCGCGCUACAUAUUACGUACAUGUACAAUAAUUGGUACACACA